UCAACGAGAUUAAGCAACAAAAUCAUGUGCACCAAUAAAUUUAACAAACAAAAUUGUCCUUAUAUACAGCCAUACUUCAUGCGUUCCGGUCAGUGUGCCUCUUCUUACCUGUUUAUUUGUUUGUUCCAUUCUUUCUUUGCAUCAGUUUGAACUCACGGUGGCUGGCGAUGUCUUCUUCUUCUUCUUCCCGGGUCUUUGUGAAAAAGUAUGAUGUGUUUAUUAGCUUUAGGGGUGAGGACACGCGAGAUAACUUCACUAGCCAUCUCUAUUCUACUCUCAAAGAGGAGAAUAUCGUAACCUACAUAGAUUAUGAGCUUGAAAGAGGAGAUGAUAUUUGGCCCGCACUUGUAAAAGCAAUCAAGGACUCCAUGAUGGCCAUUGUUGUGUUCUCAGAAAGAUACGCAACCUCAAAGUGGUGUUUGCAAGAACUCGCCCAAAUCAUGGAGUGCAAAAGAGUUCAGGGGCAGGUUGUUCUCCCUGUGUUCUACAAAACAAUUCCAACAGACGUGAGGAAGCAGACAGGGAGUUACAAGAAACCAUUUGAAGACUAUGACAAAAGAGAAGACCAAAACAAAGUGCAUAGUUGGAGAAAUGCUCUCACUGAAGCAGCAAAUAUAUCUGGAUAUGAGUCAAGCGGAGACGAUUCUCAAGUCAUAAGGAACAUGGUUAAAUAUGUUUUGGGAAAGCUGCACUCGAUGCAAUAUGAUUAUCAAGAAGGCCUCGUUGGAAUCGAAGAACAGUGUGAAGCCAUUAAAGGUUCUUCAGGAGAACUUGGAAGAAGAAUUGGACUUUGGGGCAUGGGGGGAAUAGGUAAGACAACCAUUGCUAAAGCCUUGUUUAAUGAAUACUCCCCUGUAUAUGACAAUGUAUGCUUCUUGGAAAAUGUAAGAGAAGAAUCACAGAUUCACGGACUAACACAUAUCCGUGAUGAGCUUCUCUCUGAGCUACUAAAGGAACAAGUUACAGUAUCCAACUUUUCUGGAUCCACACACAGUAGUAGAAAAUUUCUGAUUGUGCUUGAUGAUGUGGAUAGUUAUGAGCAAUUAGAAUCAUUGUGUGCUGGAUUUGGUGACUUGGGAGAAGGCAGCAGUAUCAUUGUAACAACAAGAGAUAAACAUUUGCUUCGUGAAAUAGUUGAUAUCGAGAUAUAUGAGGUCAAGCCUUUGGACUUUGAAAAAUCGCUUGCGCUCUUCAGCUUAGCAGCCUUCAACAAAAGGGAGCCUGACAAUGCUUACGAGGACCUCUCGCGAAGGGUAGUUGAAUAUGCAAGAGGCUUUCCAUUCGUUUUACAAUUGUUAGGUUCGUAUUUUUAUUCCAAAAAAAUUAAGUUCUGGGAAUCUGAAUUGAGCUAUUUGGAGACCAGGAAGAAAUUCUUCAAGGAAACUCAAAACGUGUUCAAAGUGAGCUAUCAUGGAUUGUCAAAGCAAGAGAAGGAAAUAUUUAUGGACAUUGCUUUCUUUUUUAAAGACCGAAAUGAAGAUUCAGUGAUAAGUAUACUAGAUGCCUGUGGUUUCGAUGCUGCUAGAGAAAUAGAAAAACUUAAAGAUAAAGCUCUUAUAACUAUAUCAAAGACCAAGACUAUACAAAUGCAUGACUUUCUACAAGACAUGGCUUUUGAAAUAGGUAUAGCAGAUCCUACAAGAGGCCGCAUAUUGACAGAUAGGGAACUUAAUGGAUACCAGGGAACUCAACCAGAAGAUGUUGAAAGAGCACUGUUUGAUUUGUCUCGUGAAUAUAAAUUUGAAUUCAAUGCUGGCAUAUUCGAUUUGCCUAAAUUAAGAAUUCUUAGAUUUUAUAUCCCCGUGGGUAAGGAGCUAUCUGCCAGCAUCUCUUUCAAAGAUUUUCUCAACAAUGAGGGAGGUUCUACUGAACUAAAGUAUUUUGAGUGGACUGGAUACCCUUGCAAAUCUCUUCCAACAAAUUUAUGUGUCAAGUUUCUUGUUGAGAUUCGCAUGCGGUACAGUAGUGUUAAACGACUUUGGGAGGGGAAGCAGGAUCUUGUGAAUUUAGAGACAAUUGACCUAAGUCAUUGCAGAUUCUUGGAGUGUCUCCCUGAUUUGUCUAAAGCAUCAAAACUUAAAUGGGUGUAUCUCUCUGGAUGUAGACGCAUAACAAGUCUUAAAAUUGAAAAGCAUUUAAGCAAUCUUCAGGAGUUGAAUGCCUAUGGCUGUCCAAAACUCGAGGAAUUUUCAGGGUCGUCCAAUUCAAUUAAAAGGUUGGAUUUAAGCGGACCAAGAUCCCAAGAAGGCGAGAUAUGGUUUACGCAAAGUCGUCCACUGAAUAACCUUACUGAUGCGUUAUCAUGCCUGACAUCUCUUGAGGAGCUAAGAAUUUCUAACUGCCAAUUCAUGGACAAAAUGAACCUACAUGUCUUAUGCGCUGCCUUAGGAUCCUUGAAGCUUCUACAUCUGAAAGAUUGUAAAGAGUUGCUUGAACUCCCAGACAACAUCAGUGCCUUGUCAUUAUUGCGUGAAUUAAGGCUUAAUCGAAGCAAUGUGAAGAAUUUGCCUACAAGCAUCAAGCUUCUUGAAAAGCUUGAGAUUCUCUCCUUAAAGAUGUGUUCGAAACUAGAGUUUCUUCCUGAGCUUCCGUUGUUGAUCAAGGAACUUAACGCCGACGGAUGUGACUCAUUAGAGACAGUAUCCACUUUAAAGACAUUUUCAGUGAAAAUGAAAGGAAUGGAGAAACACAUAUCAUUCAUGAAUGCAAAGAAACCGAAGGAAUCUUCACUGCUCCAGAUUAUGGAAGACGCCAUGUUUGCAAUGAAGAGGGCUCAAUUGUGCAAUGUAUUUGUAAGAAGUAGUGUUGCGGUUUGCUUCCCAGGAAGGAGUGUCCCCUCAGGCUCAGGGCAAGGGUUGUUUGCAUAUCGAAGCAAAGGGUCCUCAAUUACCAUUGAACCUCAUGACAGAAGUUUGUCCCACUGGCUAGGCACCAUUUACGCUGUGGCUCUUUCGAAAUCCUAUCAUACUCGGGGGUUGGGUAAGGCUAAAGUUGGAUGUCGAAUCUACGGGAAAGAUGGGGAAUGCAAUACUACAUGGUUUGGCAAAGACUUCUACAAUUCCAAAUCGGAAAAUGUUUUUAUAUGGCAUGGCUCAAGUUUCGAUGAUGCAAUCGUUUUUGAGUUCUUUGUUACAGCAAGUGACAAGGGAAAGGUGGUCGGAGAGGAUGUUAUAGAGUGUGGGAUUUACCUGAAUUGUUGCUCAAAUUCUGAGCUCCAGAGUCUCAUAGGGGAAGCAGAAUUGGAACCAGAGAUCAAGUCUGAGUGGCCAUCGGCACUGGAUUUGCGGGAGGACAUUAAUCAGAAAGAGGUUAAUUUAUGGCAAAGGGAAGAUGAUGAAGCUGCUGCUGCUAGAUGGGUGGCAAGAAGCAACGAAUUGCAGCAACAAAUGGAUAAAAAGAAAAAAAAAUCAACGUAUGGCCACUCACAGGAAUUUCAGAAGUGAGGACUAAGAUCAAAAGGAAUAUUAUCCGUAAGAAAAUUUCAAUUUUUAUCAAAUAAAGAAUGUGCCAAAAAAAAUAACAUAACAAAAAAGAAGCAGCAGCAGCCCAACGACAGCAAAAAUCCCUUUGUUGAAGGACUUGAAGGGGGCUUUUUACAAAAAGUUGGUGUACAUAAUUUUUUUCAUUUUUUCCAAGCAAAACACAAACACCACAAAUUCAAUCUCAUAUAAUCAGACCAAUUAAAUAAUAAAAAAGAUAAUUGAACCAAUAAAUUCACAUGUAUACGAAUUGAAGCACUCUACCAUCACCUUUUUUUUCUUUUAACUAAACACAUAUGUUAGGAAGUUAUUGGUUCAAUUCUCUAAGAGUAUACAUUUUUUUUAUAAGCAAUUAUCUAUUGAAUUGGAAGUACAAGAGGUACUUUAACCCAAUACAACAAGAAAAAGAAAACAAAACAAAACAGCAAAAAACAAACAACCUCCCAGACAAGAAAAAAGAUUGCCAAAGCUACACUACCAGAGCAGAACAAGUACUAACUAAUUCUAAAAUAAGCCACCCUUCCAAAGCAAACUCGAUAUCCCCUGAACAAGCAAUCCAAUACAACACCCCUAAGAAUUCUUUAAACAGAGAAUAGGAUUAGGCAACCAUUCAAAAAGAGAGCGAUAAAACCCAUUCACCUUCACCGUUACCCAUAGCUCUGCCACACACCUACUUCAUUCACAUCCAAGUAUCCCACCAACCUUCCUAUUCUAAUUGGUUUUCAAACCUAUCUUGGCUUCCUCGUUGUACCAUUCCCAAACAAACCUUUUAGUGCCACCACCCACGAUGACGGAUCAGCGGCCACAAGUGGUUAUAAUAGGUUUUCAAGAAGGCCUUGUCGGAAUUGAGGAACACAGUGGAGCCAUUGAAGGAUUUUCGGGAAAACUUGGAAGAAUUGGAAUUGGGGCAUGGAAGGAACAAGUUAGACAAUCAUUGUUAAAGCCUUGUUUGAGAAACACUCACCCCAAUUUGACAGCGUAUGCUUCUUGAGAGACAUAAGAGAAGAAUCACAAAUGCACGGACUAACACAUAUCCGUGAUAAUCUCAGCUGCUAAAUGGCCAAGCUACAACAUUACUUUUGCCUAAACUAAGAUGCACCUGAACCUAUUAAACUUAGAAGCCUAAUUUUGCAUUCAUCAUAGUAAUUAGCAAUCACUUAAGAUAUACUACUUUUGCCAAUAUGAGGUUUUCUCAUCUCUACCAAAACAAACAGGCUAUAAAAAGAAAUUAGGAAUCCAUGACAUAGGAUUGCGAGGAGGGAAAAGAUGUAGAAUGGAAAUGUAGCGUAGAGCAUUCAACUUGUACCUGUUCUAGGGUUUGAAACAUGAUCGCAUUCCAAGAUCCUAGCCGUCCAAAAUUCAGGAAGAACCCUUUAUAAAAGGCGAAGUGACCCUGAAAAACAUUGGAUUACACAACCAAUCAGUUUGGAUAUAAAGGGCAUCCAUUGACAAUCUAGCUCCUUUUUUUUUUACCAAAUUUAUGGCUAAAUGGCAGAGAAAUUGUAAGUACAUGUCUCCAAAAAAGGAGGUCAGCCGGCUAUACUUGUGUGUCAUAUCACACCCACCACAUACGAUUAAAUAAGAACAAAUACUUUGAAAAAUUUCAUGCAGCCAUCUCAACAACAAAGGAUCCACAUAGUUAAAGGUUGUAUUGUACCGAAAUAAAAAUGAUGCUGUAUGUUCUGAAGCAAAUAAUAACAGUGAAAAGCAAAAUACAUCAUUCUUUAAGGGUUUGAUAAAACAAUCAAGGGUGUUUUUAUAAAUAGAAUCUCCUGUCAUUCUCGACUUAACCAGCAUAUACACCAGAAGGAAGAUAGAACAACUGAAUUAAUAGAAUCGUAAGAUUGCACAGGAAAGAAGCUCACUUGUACUUGAUUACUUCGUAACCAAAUAAAAAAUGAAACCCCAAAAAUAAAUUUAUACAUAUCGAUCCCGGCAUACCAUAAAAUGUUCAGCUGUCAACAACAAAUACUUAAUAAUAAAAACUAAGUAAAUCCUGAAAAAUUACCAGAUCAAUUGGGAAGCCAAUACAGACAGCAAAAAACCCUGCCCCCAGACCAGCAAGGAGAUGAGUUACAACAUUGUCA
Molecule: messenger RNA, 5566 nt
Organism: Lotus japonicus
Lineage: Eukaryota; Viridiplantae; Streptophyta; Magnoliopsida; Fabales; Fabaceae
Product: disease resistance protein RPV1-like
Exons: 4
Coding region: 168-3443 (1091 amino acids)
Biological process (GO): defense response; signal transduction
Molecular function (GO): ATP hydrolysis activity; ADP binding
Source: RefSeq, a predicted model, not a curated record